Messenger RNA from Prorocentrum cordatum, 681 nucleotides. The record is from the annotation of a GenBank genome assembly. Lineage: Eukaryota; Dinophyceae; Prorocentrales; Prorocentraceae.
CGUCCCUGGCCCCCCCUUGCGGCCGCGCCCAUGCCGCCGGCCACGGCGUGCGCCCCCCGCCCCUUGGACGCCCCCAUCCCGACCGCCCCCGAGAGGAGUGAGGUCGGCCGCUGUGGACCAGGGCUGCACCGAGACGGUGUUUUGGCGACUUCGUGGGCCGUCUCCGUGCUUCGACUUCGUUUUGCGGCAGAGGUGGGCGCCCUGGUCGCGGGCUUCCGGCGGGCUCUCGCCGCGCUGGUCGCCGCCGGGUUCUGCGCGAGCGCGUCCCUGGACGUGGACGAGGUGGCGGCCGACCUCUUCUCCGAGGGCGCGAGCCGCACGCUCGUCAUGAGCGGCCUGAUCGAGGGCGACCCGCUGGUGGACGCGCAGAUCCUCCUCUCGGAGGAGUCCUCGGCACCGACCACGCCCGACGCGUGCUGCGCGGCGCUGGACGCGUGGCUAUCGCGGGGCUCUGGCAGCGGGGCCACGGUGUCGCUGGACCGGGUGGCACGCUGGCGGGCUACGUGAACUCGCGGUGGCGGCGAAAGUCGGAGAAGGACGCGAUGGUCUACGUGCCGAAGCAGCUGCUGCUGCAGCUGACCCUGACCUCGUCGGCCCUCGCGGCGGCGGAGGCGGCGGUGGCGGCCGCGGAGGGGCCCGGCUGACGAGACGGCCGCCGCGGCCAGCGCGUCGCCACCGAAA